AUGGCUUCAAAAAGCGGGAACGAUGAUGAUCAUAACUAUGAACUUGAAAAUGAAGUGCUAAGGAGGCGUAUAGAAUCCGUGGACAAGCUCAUUGAUAUGGAAGAGGAGCGGCGAGAAAACAGCGAGAGGGCCUCUGCUGAGCUAAGGGUACAAAUUGAGGCUCUAAGUGAGGGCUUCAGAGAGCAAGACAGACUUCUCUUCUCAAGCAUCGGUGCCCUCAGCCUCAGGAAUGCAGAAGCAAAGAUGCAUUAUCAACAGCUUAUUCAAAGCCUGCAGAAGCAGAUCCAAGCAGCAGAGAGAGACGUUGCUCUGGCUGAACAGGACGUGGCAACGACGCGCUGCUUGAAAGAAAAAGAACUACAGAAUGCCAAAGAUGCCCUCCACCAUCUGGAGGCAGAGCUAGAAAGAAUGACAUUUCAAUUUGCUGAGCUCCUCAACGAUACAACGGAGAAGCUGGCAGAAAGAAUUUCCAUGUCUCAGGGAAGCUGGGCAGCUGAGCAGAAGCGGACGCCUCUGGAGCUACGCAUGAAAGAAGAGAGCCCCAUAGUGCUUGCCAAUGCCGUUGAGCUGCCAGGCGAUGGAGGUACGGGUCCCUGA
Eimeria maxima is the source of this 597-nucleotide messenger RNA. RefSeq lists its product as hypothetical. The record is from RefSeq and is a predicted model, not a curated record. The coding region runs from base 1 to 597 and encodes 198 amino acids. Lineage: Eukaryota; Apicomplexa; Conoidasida; Eucoccidiorida; Eimeriidae. The transcript has 4 exons.